CAAACAACACUGCGCUGCAAUAACGCAGAGAAGUACAGCCUAAACUCCAUCCACAUGCUAUAACGAUUAGCCUUCUAGCGCUUUGAUUAGUUUACCUCGGUUCAGUUGUCAUUCGUGAGUGAAGAAUCAGCCUGACUAGUGUUUACCGGUGUAGCUGUAACCCGUCAAAUCUACUGUUGAUUUUAGACAGUACUACAAUGGAUAAAACAUUCACGCUGCAUUCAGACCAAGCCGAAGACGUCGCUACUUCUUGUAGUUUCCGCCAGUUUAAAAUAGAACAUUUUGAUCUCGAUCUUAAAGUGGUCUUUGAGACGAAAACCAUAUCAGGUACCGAAACGAUACAGCUGCAGUGCAUUCAGGACGGUCAGAGCGAGCUACAGUUGGAUAUUCAUCCAACACUAUCUGUGCAUGAGAUCACUUUCAGUCAUAAUGGAGGUGACUGGACCACAACAGAAUUUCUGAUUCAGGACUUCACCAGUUAUGGGACAACACUGGUCGUGAAGUUUCCAAGGGCUUUCAAUUCAGAUGACAAACUUAAACUUGCAAUUAAAUAUACAGCUACUAAUGGACCAGGGGUGUGUUGGCUGGAACCAGAGCAGACUGCGGGAAAGCUCAAGCCUUAUGUUUUUACUCAAGGCCAGGCUGUUCUCAACCGCUCCUUCUUCCCUUGCUUUGAUACUCCAGCAGUCAAGAGCACCUACUCAGCAACAGUUCAGGUCCCUGAUGGCUUCACAGCGGUUAUGAGCGCUAGUAAAUGGGAGCAGAGGAAAGCAGAUGGCGCUUUCCUGUUCAAUAUGGAGCAUCCCAUUCCCGCUUACCUGGUAGCUCUGGCAGUAGGAGACCUGCAGUCUGCUGAGGUGGGACCCAGGACACGUGUCUGGACCGAGCCUUGUUUACUGCAGGCAGCCAAACAGGAAUAUGACAAUGUGAUUGAAGAGUUCCUGUCUGUGGGAGAGAAACUGUUUGGACCCUAUGUUUGGGGAAGAUAUGAUGUGCUGUUCAUGCCUCCAUCCUUCCCUUUCGGUGGGAUGGAGAACCCCUGCUUGACCUUCGUCACACCCUGUCUGCUGGCCGGCGAUCGAUCUCUCGCUGACGUCAUUGUACACGAGAUCUGCCACAGCUGGUUUGGAAACCUCGUCACUAACGCCAGCUGGGGUGAUUUCUGGCUGAACGAGGGCUUCACCAUGUAUGCUCAGCGCAGAGUUUGCAGGGAGAUUUAUGGAGAGGCUUAUACGUGUCUGGAGGCAGCGACCGGUAAAGCUCUUCUACGUCAGCACAUGGACAACACCGGAGAGGACCAUCCUCUCAAUAAACUACGGGUUAAGAUUGAACCAGGUGUUGAUCCUGAUGAUACCUACAAUGAAACGCCCUAUGAGAAAGGCUUCUGCUUUGUUUCCUACCUGGCCCACCUCGCAGGAGAUCAGUCACGCUUUGACGCAUUUCUCAAGGCUUAUGUGGACAAGUUCAAGUUCAAAAGUGUGUUGGCAGAGGAUGCGUUGGAGUUCUAUCUGGAGUAUUUCCCAGACCUGAAAGAGAAGAAUGCCCACAAAAUCGAGGGUGCGGAAACAAGACCAUUAGUAGCAUUUCCUUGUCAUAAAAUCACAAAGCACAGUCUAAAUUCAUACUGUUUAGUGAGACCGCCUUUUGUCAUCAGCUUUUGUUUUUUCUCUGUUGCUUUGUUAGGUCUGGAUUUUGACAGCUGGCUCAACGUGCCUGGUUGGCCUCCAUACGUGCCUGACCUCACUGCUGGUCAGGAGCUAAUGAAACCAGCAGAGCUGUUAGCUGAAAUGUGGGUCAGUCAUAACCUAGACUUGGAAUCUAUCUGCAAAACUGAUAUAAAGCCAUGGAAGACCUACCAGACUGUCUACUUCUUGGAUAAGAUCCUUGAGAAAUCGCCGCUUCCAGAUGGUCACAUAAAUAAGCUGGAGGAGUGUUACUCACAUAUUAUUGAGUCCAACAAUGCCGAGCUGAAAUUGCGAUGGGCCCAGAUUGUUGCAAAGAACCAGCAUAUACCAGGAUUCCAACAUAUUCGUGAUUUCCUCACAAGCCAGGGGAAACAAAAGUACACCUUACCGGUUUACCGAGCCCUUUGGAAUGGAUCAGAAGAAACAAAGGCUCUAGCGAUGGAGGUUUUCUCAGCCACCUCGAGUCAGCUUCACUUCAAUGUCCGCAAUUAUGUAAAAAAGAUAAUAACUUGAGCAUAAAUGAAUUCGAAAAAUAUAAGGGAAAACAAUGUAUGCAAUGAUCUACUUUUAAACGCACCUUGAUAUCUUAGAAUGAUGGUGCUUUCAGCAUUGAUAUAACAAUUUGUAUUAAUUAUUCAGGAAAUUGUUUCUACAUUUUUGAAUUUGUGAAUCAGAUUUAAAUAAAACAUUGUCUGGGCAUUUAAUUGCUUUCACGUUUUUACAUUUUAAAUUGUAUUGCAUUUUUAUAAAUAAAAAAAUA
Labeo rohita (rohu) is the source of this 2445-nucleotide messenger RNA. RefSeq names its product arginyl aminopeptidase (aminopeptidase B) (gene rnpep). The transcript has 10 exons. Gene Ontology annotation, molecular function: zinc ion binding; metalloaminopeptidase activity. The coding region runs from base 198 to 2198 and encodes 666 amino acids. Lineage: Eukaryota; Metazoa; Chordata; Actinopteri; Cypriniformes; Cyprinidae. Gene Ontology annotation, biological process: proteolysis. The record is from RefSeq and is a predicted model, not a curated record.